This is a messenger RNA of Mesoplodon densirostris (Blainville's beaked whale), 3309 nucleotides long. It is a transcript of the gene LRRCC1, whose product is annotated as leucine rich repeat and coiled-coil centrosomal protein 1. The record is from RefSeq and is a predicted model, not a curated record. The coding region runs from base 69 to 3146 and encodes 1025 amino acids. Gene Ontology annotation, cellular component: cytoplasm; centrosome. The transcript has 19 exons. Lineage: Eukaryota; Metazoa; Chordata; Mammalia; Artiodactyla; Ziphiidae. Gene Ontology annotation, molecular function: protein binding.
GGCGUGCCCCGGUCUAUCAGACCCAGCGCUGGGCGCCGGUUAAGACCCACCUCUGCGUCGCCGGUGCCAUGGAGGCGCCGGUGGAGCCGGAAGUCGAGAAUGAGGACGACGAGAGCAGCUUCGGGGAUCUGUGUUUCAUGGACAAAGGCCUGCGGAGCAUAUCAGAGUUAUCUUUAGAUUCAGCCCUUCGUGCUAUCAAUCUUCAUUGCAAUAACAUCUCGAAGAUCAAAGCCAUGGAUCACAUUUGGAAUUUACAGCAUCUAGAUCUGUCAUCUAAUCAAAUAAGUCAAAUUGAAGGACUAACAACACUGACAAAACUACGUACUUUAAACUUGUCCUGCAAUUUGAUCACAAGAAUAGAAGGACUUAAAACACUAACUAAUCUGACUAGACUGAAUUUAUCUUAUAACCACAUAAAUGAUCUUAGUGGUUUGAUGCCCCUUCAUGGAAUUAAACAUAAACUUAGAUAUAUUGACCUACAUAGUAAUUGUAUAGAUAGUAUCCAUCACCUACUUCAGUGUACGGUAGGAUUGCACUUCUUGAGUAAUCUUAUUUUGGAGAAAAAUGGAGAAGAUAAUCCUGUCUGUCAUUUACCAGGGUACAGAGCAGUUAUGCUCCAGACUUUGCCACAGCUUAGACUCCUAGAUUGUAAGAACAUAUUUGGUGAACCAGUAAAUAUGGCAGAAAUAAGCUCAUCACGCCUACAGUGCUUUGAAGGUCUUUUGGAUAAUUUAGUUUCUUCUGACUCUCCCCUAAAUAUAAGUGAAGAUGAGAUCUUUGAUGGUAUGCCAGUGGUAACACCACCUAUCGAUGAGGUAGCUCCCUUGGAUCACUUUGCAAGUAUACCAGCAGAUACUGGUUUGACAUCCUCUAUAUCUGUGUGUCCUUCGUCUGAGCCAGAGAAAGUUAAUAAUGAAAAUGAUUAUCAGAAUGAGAUGAAACUUCAGAAAUUAGAUGACCAAAUUUUACAGCGUCUCAAUGAAACUUCCAAUUCUUUAAUAGAUAAUGUUCCUGAGAAAGAUCUCAGACCAAAAAGAGACACGGAUGUGACUUUUGAAAGUGACUAUGGAAACAGAAAAGAAAGCAAUAGAAAAAUUCCUCGAAGAUCAAAAAUCCCAUAUUAUUCCAAAACUAUUCAAACUGUUAAGCACCACAGUAAAAACAACAAUGCUUUUAUAAGUUGUAAUCGUAAAAUAAAACAACCUUUCUUUAAAGAAACAUCAUCUUUAGUGAACAAUAAUAUAUUAGAAGAAUCAGAAAAUCAGAAGACUGAAAUAAUUAAAGUAAACAACGGUAGCUCAGAAAAUGCCACUUACCGGGCACUUGUUGAGGAACUAGACCAAGAGAGAGAGAAGAGAUGGAAAGCUGAACAAACUGAAAAGAAACUUAUGGAUUAUAUUGAUGAACUGCAUAAACAUGCAAAUGAAAAAAAAGAUAUUCAUAGCCUGGCUCUUCUUACUACAGAUAGGCUAAAGGAAAUUAUUUUUAAAGAGAGAAAUUCCAAACUACAACUCGAAAUUAUGGUUCACAGACUUCAAAAUGAAAUUAAAAAACUAACUAUUGAAUUAAUUAAAGCAAGAGAUCAACAAGAGGAUCACGUUAGACACUUAAGAACCCUGGAAAAAGCAUUAGAAAAAAAGGAGAGACAAAAAGGGCAACAGCAAGCAGCACAGAUGCAACUUAUCCAAGAGGUGGAACUCAAAGCCGCAGCCGCUGAUAGAGAAAUAAACUUACUUAGAACUUCUCUUCAUCAAGAAAAGGAACAGGUGCAACAACUGCAUGAACUUCUUGCACUGAAAGAACAAGAACACAGGAAAGACCUUGAAACAAGGGAGUUUCUUAGUGAAGCUGAGUUCCAGGAAGCCUUAGCUAAAGAAAUUGCUAAAGAAGAGAGAAAACAUGAACAAGUUAUAAAAGAAUACCAAGACAAAAUUGAUGCAUUAAACCAACAGUAUAUGGAUUUAGAAAAUGAAUUCCGAAUUGCUUUAACUGUUGAAGCCAGAAGAUUUAAAGAUGUUAAAGAUGGUUUUGAAAAUGUCACAGCUGAAUUAGCAAAGAGCAAGCAUGCUCUUGUUUGGGCUCAACGAAAAGAAAAUGAAUCUUCCUCUUUAAUUAAAGAUCUAACCAGUAUGGUGAAGGAACAAAAAACAAAACUGGCCGAAGUUUCUAAAUUGAAACAGGAAACAGCAACAAAUUUACAGAAUCAAGUCAACACACUUGAAAUUUUAAUUGAAGAUGACAAGCAGAAGAGUAUUCAAAUAGAACUUCUCAAGCAUGAAAAAAUGCAGCUUAUUUCCGAACUAGCAGCCAAGGAAUCGCUAAUUUAUGGUUUAAGGACAGAAAGAAAAGUAUGGGGACAUGAGUUGGCACAACAGGGAUCUUCUCUAGCCCAAGAUCAUGGGAGACUAGAGGCUCAAAUCGAAAGUUUGUGUAGGGAGAAUGAAUCUCUGCGAAAGGCAAAUGAACGUGAUAAUGACACAUUAAGAAUUAAGUGCAAAAUCGUAGAAGACCAAACUGAAACCAUUGGAAAAUUAAAAGAAUGUUUACAGGAAAGAGAGGAACAAAUCAAAAUUUUACACGAAAAGAUCACUGAAAUACAAAAAUGUACCCAAGAACAACUUGAUGAAAAAUCUUCACAACUGGAUGAAAUAAUUGAGAAACUAGAAAGAUACAAUGAAAGAAAAGAAAAACUAAAACAGCAGUUGAAAGUAAAGGAAUUAGAACUUGAAGAAAUUAGAAGAGCUUACAGUACACUUAAUCAGAAGUGGCAUGGCAAAGGAGAGCUUCUGUGUCAUCUUGAAAUGCAAGUAAAAGAAGUGAAAGAAAACUUUGAAAACAAAGAAAGGAAACUUAAAGCAGAAAGAGACAAAAGUAUUGAACUGCAAAAGGAUGCAAUAGAAAAGCUUCACAGUAUGGAUGAUGCCUUUAAAAAACAAGUUGUUGCAAUUGUUGAAGCUCAUCAAGCUGAAAUAAUCCAGCUGGCAAGUGAAAAGCAGAAAUGUAUUGAUUCUGCAAAUUUAAAGGUUCAUCAAGUUGAAGAAGAAAUGCGUGGACUUCUGGAAGAAACAUGCAAGAACAAAAAAGCAAUGGAAAUAAAAAUUAAGCAACUUGCUUUUGCUCUAAAUCAAAUUCAGCAAGAAAUGUAAUGGUUCUGAGAAUGGAUUGAAUUGAAAUGAACCAGCAGACCUAUUGUAAAAAUGAUUAAAUAUUGUGAUAGUAGUAACUGCUAUGACUUUGAAAUGUCUCUUUCUACACAUUUCAUUCUGAUUAUAUUUUAAAAGACUUGAUCAAGUAUUUAUUAAUUGUAUA